Molecule: messenger RNA, 2490 nt
Organism: Cylicocyclus nassatus
Lineage: Eukaryota; Metazoa; Nematoda; Chromadorea; Rhabditida; Strongylidae
Source: the annotation of a GenBank genome assembly
AUGAUUGCUGCUACACCUGCGCUGCAUCUCUACCUGCAACGCAUGACCAUGUUGCAGCAUGCAGCAUCGUGUUGGGACGCGUCGGCUUCAGUCUCAAGUGUUGGAAGUUGUGCGCUUACAGCUGUAAGACUACCAAACUGUAUUUCCACGUCAUCACUCUCCUCGCUGCAACGGCCGUUGGCAGCAGGCGGUGUUGUGACCAGCGAAGCACAGAAUCGCUCUGCACAGAUCGCAUCGCGAAUUGCCUUGUUCUCAACUAUCGGACUCCGACGCAACGUGAUGUUACUACCUGCCCGGAAAAGAUCACUUUUAUAUAAAUUAUUAUUGCUAGUGCCAACUGUGUGGAUAUGUACAGUGAUAUAUUUUUCAAUCACCGAACGGUCAGCGGAUGUUGUGAGAGAAAAUGCUGCAUCGAAUAGUGCGCGAGCUGCUCUUCUUUUGAUGUUCUACAAGGAUUUAGCUGUUCAAAAGCGAGCUACUGUAAAUCAUAAGAUAACGGAAUCGGAAGGAUUUGGCCCACCUAUGCAUAUAGCUGAUAAAAAGGAAGAAGAAGAAAAGAAAAAAGAGGAAGAGGUGGGUGAUCGGAUGCCGGCUUUACCUAAACCAAAAUUUUUUGUCAAUACAUCGGAUCCCAUUUACAAAUCUGGUGAUCCAAAUCAAGAAGGUGAAAAGGGUAGGGCUGUGAACAUCGACAAAAACAAACUUACUCCGGAGCAAAAGAAGGCAUACGAUCAAGGCUUCCAGAAUAAUGCAUUCAAUCAGUAUGCGUCAGAUCUCAUCUCAAUACAUCGAACACUUCCGGAAGUCAUUGAUAAGGAAUGUCUGACGGAGAAAUACCUUGAUGAUUUACCUGAUACCUCUGUCGUUGUUUGUUUCCACAACGAAGCAUGGUCGGUACUUCUGCGUACAGUGCACUCGAUAAUAGAACGAACGCCGGAUAAGUUGCUCAAAGAAGUCAUCUUGGUCGACGAUUUCUCGGAUAUGGCACAUACGAAAGAACCGUUGUCAACCUAUAUGGCGCAGUUUCCAAAAGUAAAAAUUCUUCGAAUGGAAAAACGAGAAGGUCUCAUCCGUGCAAGGUUACGUGGUGCAGCAAUCGCUACGGGUAAAGUGCUGACAUAUCUGGAUUCACAUUGCGAAUGCAUGGAAGGCUGGAUAGAACCGCUAUUGGAUAGAAUCAAACGUGAUCCUACAACCGUUGUGUGUCCAGUGAUUGACGUCAUUGAUGAUCAGACAUUUGAAUAUCAUUACUCAAAGGCCUACUUUACCAACGUUGGUGGAUUUGACUGGGGUCUUCAGUUCAACUGGCACGCUAUCCCGGAACGAGAUAGAAAACUACGAUCAAGAGCUAUUGAUCCUGUUCGAUCACCAACUAUGGCUGGCGGUCUGUUUUCCAUCGAUAAAGCUUACUUCGAGAAGUUGGGAACGUAUGACCCUGGUUUUGAUAUCUGGGGUGGAGAGAAUCUAGAAUUGUCUUUCAAGAUCUGGAUGUGUGGAGGAACUUUAGAAAUUGUGCCGUGUUCGCACGUAGGACAUGUGUUCCGGAAACGGUCGCCGUAUAAGUGGAGAUCCGGUGUGAAUGUCCUCAAGCGAAAUUCAGUCCGAUUAGCUGAAGUAUGGUUAGAUGAUUAUAAACAUUAUUAUUAUGAACGGAUUAAUAAUCAACUGGGUGAUUUUGGUGAUAUAUCGGAGCGUAAAAAAUUACGCGAAAGGCUUGGAUGUAAAACGUUCAAAUGGUAUCUGGAUAACAUUUUCCCUGAAUUGUUUGUCCCAGGAGAGUCUAUAGCUAAGGGAGAGCGUCACCGCAUGCGUGAGGCAUACACCGUAUUUGGUCCGACUGAUCCAUUCAUCCACUUUGCUAUUGGUCGAAUCAGUGAACUGACCAAUAGCGAAGUAAAUGAAAUGGGUCAAGCUGGUCAGGUGCGAAAUCUGGGCGGUAAUUCGGAUCGUUGUCUGGACUGUGCAGUGGGUCGGCAUGAGAAGGAGAAGCCGGUGGGACUGUACGGGUGUCAUGGCCAGGGCGGCAACCAGCUACGAAAUCAAGGUGCUGCCUAUUGUUUGGAUAGCGCAGCCGAUGAGGAUUCAGCGGAAAAACCGAUCACACCAUAUCCAUGCCAUGGUCAGGGUGGAAAUCAGCUACGAAAUGCUGGCGGUGGUAAUCGUCAAUGUCUCGACUAUUCGUCACAUGGUGAAAAGAAGUUCGGUCUAUAUCAAUGUCAUAAUCAAGGAGGAAACCAGUACUGGAUGAUGUCAAAAGAUGGAGAAAUACGACGAGAUGAAACCUGCGUGGAUUAUGCUGGACAAGAUGUUAUGACAGGUAGAGUGUUCCACGCUGUAUCGCAAAAGUGUCUGGAAAUGACCAAAGAUGGUGCGAAGUUGAAAAUGGAGCCGUGCAACGCCUCGAACAAAUUUCAACAAUGGAAGUUCAAAGAAUACAACGCAGAAAAAGCGAAAACAUACGGUGUUGUCAUACCGUAAACAUCUUGCACA